AUGUCUCUAUUAAAAACAACGACAAUCUCCAAUAACAAACUAUACGCAAUUUCUGUAAUCAUUUUAUCCGUUAUGACAUUUUGUGCAUUAUCUGCUUUUUGUUCAUGUGCCUUUGUAAUAAAAUUUUGCGUAUGGUUUUUAGUAAACGUAAUUGGUGGUAUCGCUUCCAAUUUAAAAUCAAAAUUUUUCAAUGUUAUCUCCAGAAAAAGAAAUGGGCUUAGAAAAGAUUGUAAAACCUCUUCUAAGAAUGGUUCCUCGGCGUUAAGUAGUGUUGACAAUGGUGGGAAUAAUAAUGAAGCUUUUAAUGCUUAUUUUUUUGAUAUUCCUCUUGAUUCUGACCUUUUUAUUCCUUCCGAAUUUUCAAUGGCAAGAUCUUUAUCUGAGAAACCUCAUGUGCUAGUGCGUUCUGAACUCACCUUAAAGAAACUUCAAAAGAAAAAUUCAUGUCAUAUUCCAGAUAUUCCUUCUCCUUUAGGUCCAAAUCGACAAAAAGAAUGGAUCAAAUCUAUAGAUUAUUUUCCUUCUGAACGUCAUUCUAAACAUAUUAAAUCAAAAAAAGCCAAACUUUCUAUGAGCGAUAAAAUGAUUGAAUCAACGGCUGCAUAUCGUGUAGGAAAAAAAUGUCGUGGUUGGCAAAAUGGCGAUGCUGAAGAAUAUGCAAUAAAAAGAUUACAGGGAAAAAAUACUGAACCUAUAGAGCUGGUUUCUUUUAGUGAAGAUAAAAUAGAUCAGGUUAAAGAUAUAAACGUCCGAUUAGACCAAGAACGUCCGAAUUUAAUUCGUAAAGAAAGAGGCUACUUUUGUAGUAAUCCAAACAAUUCUCCUGCUGCUGUUUUGAAAUGUGCUAGGCAAUAUCUGACUAUUCUCUUGACGAUUAAGAAAAGGAUGAAUCUAUAG
Molecule: messenger RNA, 897 nt
Organism: Dentiscutata erythropus
Lineage: Eukaryota; Fungi; Glomeromycota; Glomeromycetes; Diversisporales; Gigasporaceae
Source: the annotation of a GenBank genome assembly